AGGUAGGGAAAGAACACAAAGUCUCAAAAAACAACUUAGAAAAAGAGAGAGAGGGAGAAGGAGAUGGAGAGGGAAAAAACCAACUUCUCUAUAACUUGUAGCCUCUUAAGCAAGUUUAUGAAGGAAAAAGGAAGCAUUAUUGGUGGGUUGGGGCUUGAGAUUAUGGGCCCUAAACCUCUUCAACAACAAGCUAAUAAUGGAAUAGAUUCUCAGCUUGCUACCAUGAACUUAUUAGAUGGAGUUAAUGCAUCAGUAGAAGAACAUAUCAAAAAUGCUGGUGAACAACAUGAAAGUGCCGAGAAUCCGCAUUUUAAUGGUUCAGAGAAAGCGCAGCUGACGAUAUUUUACGGCGGAGAAGUGCUGGUUUUCGACGAUUUUUCCGCCGGUAAGGUCGAGGAAUUGAUGCGAAUGGCGAAGGAGACGUCGUCGUCGGUGCAAAAUUUCCGCAUCGCGGUUCCUCAAUUCGCCGCUUCUCCAACUGAUCAUAAACUCAAAUCCAGCUCCCAAAAUACUGCUGUGCCUAGGCCUGCUCAAGCCAUUGCUUCUGAUAUACCUCUGGUAAGAAGAAAUUCGCUGCAUCGAUUCCUCGCGAAAAGGAGGGAAAGGAUUAACACCAAGGCGCCUUACCAACUAAAUUACUCUUUGGAGGCCAAGAACGCGGCUAAGACGGAGGAUAAUAAUAAGUCGUGGCUCGGCUUAGGUUCAGGAGUCAUUGGAUCCGAACAUGAGCUUCGUUUGUAGAAGAUCGGAGUGAUGGAUCAAACAUUUUACGAAGUAUGUUAAGCAUAUAUAGUGGCCUCUUUGUUUAAACACAAUGUUGUUUCUUUUUUGCCUCCCCAAAUGAGGUUUGAGAUGUAAAUUUGUAUUUUAGCAAAGAGGUGGAUUAAUUCAAAGAAUAUAUAUGAUAUGUUUGAUUUGAAAAUGAUUCAUCUUAUCUUAUAGAUAGUUGUUUAGCGAUAUUUUUAUUUUUA
Ananas comosus (pineapple) is the source of this 971-nucleotide messenger RNA. RefSeq names its product protein TIFY 10a-like. Gene Ontology annotation, biological process: regulation of jasmonic acid mediated signaling pathway; regulation of defense response; response to wounding. The coding region runs from base 64 to 741 and encodes 225 amino acids. Gene Ontology annotation, cellular component: nucleus. The record is from RefSeq and is a predicted model, not a curated record. NCBI's taxonomy places the organism in Eukaryota, Viridiplantae, Streptophyta, Magnoliopsida, Poales, Bromeliaceae. The transcript has 5 exons.